UCCCCUGCUGCCCCUCCUCAUUCGCUAGCAUGACGCUCCCUCGGCUCUCACACACUCUCUCCCUCCCCUCUUUAACUUUCUUUCGUCCUUUAAACUAACUUUUCAACCGUAUUGAUAAUCUUUUUAAACCACCGCUGCCGUGAAGGGAAGAAAUGACUGUGUUGUCGACGGGAAUACGGCUUCGUGAGCACCGCUUCUGACAGCUGAGCUCCUUCGGCAAUGCCACAGUCCCAUCUCUGAUGAGACGAUGAGAACCCACACCCGCGGGGCCCCCACAGUCUUCUUCAUAAGUCUGCUGUGGCCCCUGCUCGCCCCAGCGGUGGCAGCGGAAGUGGAUCCCAGCGGAGGAAUCCCCUUCAUGGGAGGCAACUACAAUGGUCAUCCCAUGCUGUACUUCAACAGGGGGGACGUGGAGGAGCUGCAAUAUGCAGCGGCAGGGACUCAUAUGGACAUGGCAAGGAGGAUCCGUGAGGCUGGGGAGACCAUGCUGGAGCAUCCUGAGAUGUACCUGCCCCCCUGGAGCCCUGCAGAGUUCAGCGCCCGCUGGAACGAGGUGUAUGGAAACAACCUAGGUGUGCUGUCCAUGUUCUGCGUGCUGUACCCUCACAGGGCCGGGGCCCUCGACCUGGCCAAGGACUACAUGGAGAGGAUGGCGGCUCAGCCUAGUUGGUUGGUUAAAGAUGCCCCCUGGGAUGAAGUUCCUCUGGCGCACUCUCUGGUCGGGUUUGCCACUGCUUAUGACUUCCUGUAUGAGUACUUGAACAAGGGCCAACAGGAGCGUUUCCUACAGGUGAUCGGCAACGCGUCACGCCUAAUGUAUGAGAAGUCAUACGUCCGAGGCUGGGGGUUCCAGUACCUACACAACCAUCAGCCCACCAACUGUGUGGCUCUGCUCACAGGAAGCCUGGUUUACAUGACCCAAGGUUACCUCCAGGAGGCCUACCUGUGGACGAAGCAGGCCCUGUCUAUCAUGGAGAAGUCCAUGGUCCUUCUGCGCGAUGUGACGGAUGGUUCCCUGUAUGAAGGAGUGGCCUACGGGACUUACACCACCCGCUCUUUGUUCCAGUACAUGUUCCUGGUGCAGCGCCACUUUAGCAUCAGCCACUUCGACCACCCCUGGCUCCUCAAACACUUCGCCUUCCUGUACAGGACUAUCCUGCCUGGAUUUCAGCGGACUGUAGCCAUUGCAGAUUCCAACUACAACUGGUUCUACGGGCCGGAGAGCCAGCUGGUCUUCAUGGACCGUUAUGUGUUACGUAAUGGCAGUGGAAACUGGCUGGCAGAACUGAUUCAUCAAAACAGGGUGACGGAGGGGCCGGGGCAGGCUGGAAAAGGACAGCGAUGGUGUACUCUCCACACAGAGUUCAUCUGGUAUGACCCAGGACUGAUUUCCAAGCCUCCAUCGGAUUUUGGAACAUCCCAACUCCACUACUUUGAGGACUGGGGCGUUGUGACGUACGGCAGUGCUUUACCUUCUGACACCAACCGCACCUUUCUCUCCUUCAAGUCGGGGAAGCUGGGAGGACGCGCCAUCUUUGAUAUCGUCCACAUGAACAAGUACAAAGAGUGGAUCAAAGGGUGGAGGAACUUUAACGCUGGUCACGAGCACCCUGAUCAGAACACUUUCACUUUCGCGCCCAACGGUGUCCCAUUCAUCACAGAGGCACUGUAUGGACCAAAGUACACUUUGCUGAACAACGCAGUGUUGUUUGGCUCUGCACUCUCAGGGAGUUGCUUUAAGCCGUGGGCUGGACAGGUUACGGAAGCCUGUGAUUCCAAGUGGUUAAAGUACAAAGCUGGACUGGCGGCUGAUGCCCAGGGCAAAGUCGAAGCUGCUAUGGAGAGACAGGGAAUGGUCUUCAUCCGUGGCGAGGGACACUCCGCUUAUAAUCCAGAGCUACAGAUCAGGAGCUUCCAGAGAAACCUGCUCCUUCUUCACCCACAGCUCCUGCUCCUUGUGGACCACAUCCACCUGGAGCCAGACAGCCCAACCAGGGCCAUGAGCGCCUUCUUUCACAACACAGAACUUCCAUUCCAGAGUACAAAGGUAGAUGGCGUUCAUGGAGCAUUUGUAUCACAUGGUGAGGAUAAAUAUAAGAUGUUCUGGAUGGAUGACACAGGCUACAGUAACAAAGGAGUGGUAGGUUACUGGAAUUACCCUCGAGGGUACCCGUAUAAUGGCUCCAACUAUGUGAACGUCACAAUGCCAUUGAGAUAUCCUCACACCAGGGUGGCCUAUAUUUUCUUUGGACCAGGUGUGGAUGUACAGAGCUUCAGCCUGCGCGGUGAUGACCAGAGAGUGGAUAUCUACCUGGCCACCAAGGAUCACACCUACACUAUCUACCUGCUGACCGGAGAGGUCACCAGCAAGCCUCUGUUCGCCAUGGUGCUGCUGGACCACAAGAAGAUCGUAUUCGAGAAGUCAGCGGCCGUGGAGGACAGCUCACCUGAAGAAGUAGAGGAAUACGUCAACGUGAUGGAGGACAACCUCCAGCAUGUCAAGCCCGUCUUCCAGCAGAUGGAGAGACACAUCCUGGGACGGGUUCUAAACACUGCCAGCUUCCGCAAGACUGCAGAGCGCCUCCUCCAGUUCACUGACAAGAAGAAGACGGAGGAGGUCAUAGAGAAGAUGUUUGCUAUGUCGAAGAAACAGGGCAAGGGUAAAGGGGGGAAGAAAAUGAACCUUGGGGAGAAGCUUUCAGAGAGUCUACCUGACAUUUUUGCACAGAUCGAGGCGAAUGAGAAAAAGGUGAGACAGAGGACUUCAAAACGUACAUAUGAGGACAGUCCAGAGGAGGGAGAGGGAGACACGCGGGCCUUUGUGGAUUAUACAGACGGCCGCAAAAACAAGAAGGGGGCCUUUGUCAAGGGCCGCAAAUUCAAGGAGGUUCACAUGGUGGCCACAGCAGGGAGCGAGGGUCUCUCCAGCACCGCCUCCUACAUAAGACUCUUCCUCCUUCUGAACACCGCCACCUUCUUUUUGCUGCUGGCCGUGUUACUGACUCGCUUCCAGAGAGGUCGGAGUUUGCACACGCAGAGAUGCUUCUACACCAUCCUCCUGAUCGACUGCUUCAUCUUACUGUACCUGUACUCCUCCUGCUCUCACACACAGUGUUAACGUCAUGAGCGUGUGAGGGGGUCUUCCAGAUCCAAUGACCAUGGUGACCUUAAAGCACCCCACGCCUCAGUCUGAGCCAGAUCUUACCAGUAUUAGGGCCAAUUUUAAAAAAAUAAACAAAAAAGCUGAGAUUUUGGGAAUUGUUUGGGUUUUUUUUGUGUUGUGGGAAUAAAUUUGUAAUUUUACAAGAAAGAGGUCAGUAUUUCAACAAUAAGGUCAGAAUGUGGUGAAACUAUUGACAUACUUACAUCUGCUGAUACUGUAGUCACACAGUCAGUCAGCUUUUACUGUCAGAUGAGGGAUACAGAUGAGCUGAAGUUAUAGAUUUCAUCAGUGACGACAUUAUAGGUUUUAGGACAAUAAAUGAGAUGAAAACAAUGACAUCACAUAACAGGAUGCAUAUUUUAUCGUAAAAUGAUGUAACAUUGUGACCUUUUCUAGAAAUUCCAACGUCAUUUUCUUAAGACAUUUUAUUCUUAUAUCAUGGCUUUUAUUCUUGUUAUAUGAUUUUUCAGCCCCCUCUCACUCCCAGGGCAUUAAAUACCACUGCUUUGUUACGUCCCUCAGCAUGUGGUAUUGACGCCAAAGGCACCCUUUAGCAUCUUUAUGACUUACCAGGCUAUCAGCUAACUCUGAUGUAAACCUAUCCGCAGCAAUACAUAUUGCUCCGAGCAGCAUGAGUGGUGUAGAGACGAUAAAGGAGAUCCAGGAGACCCACAGGUUGUGUCCUGUGUGAAUCCAAAAGUGAAUGCUGUGCUGACAUAACGUUAAGUUAACUGUCAUAUCUAUACCCCAUGUGAAUCCAAAAGGCAGUGUUGUGUCGACGCAACAUUAAGUAACUUACGUGUCUACAUCCCGUGUGAAUCCAAAGUCAGCGUUGUCGAUGUAACGUUAAGUAACUUACGUACCUACAUCCCGUGUGAAUCCAAAAGUCAGUGUUGGUUUAAUAUUACCAAACACAAUUUAUAUACAGUCCUCACAUUACAUUACGUUACGUUACGUUACGUUACGUUACGUUGCGUUGCGUUACGUUACGUAACAAACAUACAUAAUUUAACCCAAAACAUUAUUUUUCAUCUUAACCUGACCAAGUAGUUUUGUUGCCUAAACCUAACUAUGACCAUAUAACACCACAUGUUCCAAUGUGGUUCAGCUGUGAGUCACAUAGAUAAGAAAAGAUGCCCAGUGUGUCGCUUUGUGACACCGAAGGGCGUGACAAAGAGUUUGUAUGUGAUGACCUGGGUAUUUGAGUGAUCCUUUACAGAAUUACAGUUUUUAUUUUUUGAUGUUAUAUGACUUUUUAAAUUAUAAUCUUUAUAAUAUUUUGAUUGUAGCUCUCAUAAUAUGUUUUUCUACAAAUAGACAUUACUCUCCUAAUAUGACUUCUUCUAUUUUACUUAUGUAGUCCAAAAUCACAAAUUUGCCUCAUGGGGCCUAAGGAUAGUCAUCUAUAAAUUAUUAUGACAUUUUCUAAAAGUUACAACUGUAUUCUCUCAACAUUCUGAUGUUUCACCCCAGAAUAUUAUGAAUGUAUUCCUAAAAUCUCAGAUUUUUUUUUUUUAACUAUGGGCCAAAUACUGGUAAGAUCUACCUAAUGGGUGUUCAGGAAAAACAACUGAUUCCAAAUAGGAAUUGAAGAAUUGCCAAGAUGAAACCAGACCACCUCUGAUGUAUAAGCUUCUGUGGAGCUUUAGUCUGUGUGAAGUUGGUCCUUUGUAGUGUUCAGAGGUCCUGCCUUGUAUCAAAGAUCUCAAGGUUAGCCACUAUGAUACAGUUGCCACAUCUGUACUUGAGAUUUGUCCUGUCUACAUAGUUAUAGAAAUGCAUUUAAAUGUAUAUAUGUGAAAGCAAGAUAUAUUUUUAUGGUGUUUGUUUUUUUUACCAAAUGUAAAUAAAAUUACUACAUGCAUAGGUACGCCGUCAUGGUGUGUUGUGUCUAGUGAAUGUGCAAAAAAUGUGGAUAAAAAACUGUCUGAGAGAGCUCCACAUACAGUGACUUAAACAAUGAAAAGAAAAGAAGAAAAAAAAUCCAGACAACAAAAGCAAAGAACGAAAAACUUUAAGUCCAACAACAUGGUAAAUUUCCAGGAGACAUAAAUGGGACAAAUAUGUUGACCCCUCAAUAACAGAUGCAGAUAAAAAUCAAGAAGAGCACAGAUGUAAAUAAUAGAGUGAAUAACAGCUGAAUUCCAUUUAGCUGAUUCAGUUCAGGGUCCUGGUAUUGUUCGUGCUGGCUCACUGUCACAGCUUACUGGGAAACUUGAACAGAUCAGAGCCAUCAUUAAUAUGAGAAACACCUGUGCUUUUCAUACCAUGACAACUCAAAACUUCUGCAGGGACGUCUGCUUUUUCACAUCCUUAAUAAGUGAUUCCCAUAUCAUUGAAGAUAACGCAUAGCAUUAGCAUACUAGCAUGCUCAUCUGUUAUAAUGCUGCAGUCAU
Epinephelus moara (kelp grouper) is the source of this 5559-nucleotide messenger RNA. RefSeq names its product dermatan sulfate epimerase (gene dse). Gene Ontology annotation, molecular function: chondroitin-glucuronate 5-epimerase activity. Lineage: Eukaryota; Metazoa; Chordata; Actinopteri; Perciformes; Serranidae. The coding region runs from base 248 to 3118 and encodes 956 amino acids. The record is from RefSeq and is a predicted model, not a curated record. The transcript has 6 exons.